Messenger RNA from Clupea harengus (Atlantic herring), 3614 nucleotides. RefSeq names its product BRCA2-interacting transcriptional repressor EMSY-like (gene emsy). Gene Ontology annotation, biological process: regulation of DNA-templated transcription. Lineage: Eukaryota; Metazoa; Chordata; Actinopteri; Clupeiformes; Clupeidae. Gene Ontology annotation, cellular component: nucleoplasm. The record is from RefSeq and is a predicted model, not a curated record.
CUCUUGCUGUAUGUGUGUGUGUGGCCCUCAGGUGUGAGCUGUGCCGACGAGGAUGAGAAACCUCGCAAACGUCGGCGCACCAACUCCUCGAGCUCCACUCCAGUGAUGCUUAAGGAAGUGCCCAAGAUCAUGCCCCCGAUGUCCAAAACCAUCACCGUGCCCGUGAGCGGCAGCCCAAAGAUGAGCAACAUCAUGCAGAGCAUCGCCAACUCUCUCCCUCCUCACAUCUCCCCAGUAAAGAUAACCUUCACCAAGCCGACCACACCUACUACCAACACCACCACCCAAAAGGUGAUUAUUGUAACCACCUCUCAAAGCUCUAGCUUUGUUCCCAACAUCCUCUCCAAGUCCCACAACUACGCGGCCAUGUCCAAGCUGGUGUCCACGUCCGUUCUCACUUCCUCCAGUCAAAAGCAAACGGUUGUCAUCCCAACCAGUCCCAACCCAGGCUCUUGCACAAACACUGUGGCUGUUACCUCCGUAGUGUCUUCCACACCCUCUGUGGUCAUGUCUACUGUGGCUCAAGCCACUUCCUCAGCAGCUGUGAAAGUUGCCACAGCAAGACUUCCCUCUCCAAAGACUUUGGUCGGUACACCAACACAGAUCCUGGCCCAGUUUCCCAAAAACCAACAACAGUCGUCCAAACAGAUCCAGCAGGGUAGCCCUGUUCCGUCUCCACUGGGGGCGGCUCAGACCACUUCUACAUCCCCUAUCAGUAAGCCUACCAUCCAGAUAAAGCAGGAGUCUGGAGUGAAGAUCAUCACCCAGCAGAUGCAACCAAGUAAGAUCCUCCCCAAGCCGUCGUCUGCCACGUUGCCUGGCAACAGCGCUUCACCCAUCAUGGUGGUCAGCAGUAACGGAGCCAUCAUGACAACAAAGCUGGUGUCCACACCCUCAGGCACCCAGGCCACGUACUCACGACCAACAGGCAGCCCCACAAUAGCGGGCAGAAUGUCAACUUCUCCAGGAGGGGCCACCUAUGUGAAAACUACCAGUGGCAGCAUCAUCACAGUGGUCCCCAAAUCUCUUGCAACGCUUGGAGGCAAGAUUAUCAGCAGUAACAUAGUGUCUGGCACAACCACAAAGAUCACCACUAUCCCGAUGACCUCCAAGCCAAAUGUCAUUGUGGUCCAGAAGACAACUGGGAAAGGAACUACAAUUCAAGGAUUACCUGGGAAGAAUGUUGUCACCACGCUGUUAAAUGCAGGAGGUGAGAAGACUUUACAAGCAGUUCCCGGAGCAAAGCCAGCUAUUAUCACUGCCUCCCGUCCUAUUACCAAGAUGAUAGUCACCCAGCCCAAAGGCAUCGGCCCAGGAAUGCAGCCUACUACCACCACCAAAAUCAUCCCCACCAAGAUAGUAUAUGGACAGCAAGGAAAAACUCAAGUUCUGAUCAAACCCAAGCCGAUGACCUUUCAGACAGCUGUUGUGAGCGAGCAUACUCGACAGUUGGUGAGUGAGACCCUCCAGCAGGUGGCUAGACCCGCAGAUGCAGGAGCUCUCCCUGGCCAGGAGGGGGUGCCGAAGGACGAUUCAUCAACCUUCACAGAAAGCAGCCCAACCCCAUCUGAGUCAAUGCAUAAUGCUCAACCCGUUGUUCGGGUAAUGGCCUAGGGGCAGGAGUGGACUGAACAGGAGGUUGAGACCAGUCCCACCAUUAUUUACCAGGAUGUGUUGGGGGAGUCUCAGUCUGCCACCUCCACCAUUAAGGCUCUGCUUGAGCUCCAGCAGACGACAGUGAGGGAGAGGAGCGACUCCAAACUCCGGCAGCACACCAUUGAUCUAAGCCAGAUGGCUGUUCCCAUUCAAUCGGCCCAGGAGAAGAGGCCCUCCCCAGAGCCUCCUGGACACCCACAGGGGGAGGCUGAGGUCCUCACAGAGUACAUCCCAGCUGGUAUGAGCAGGGGCUGCUGUGCUAGUCAAUUCCCCCCAUCCAGUGCCCCUGCUGUAGGGUCAGUCAGUGUGGUGGCCACCUCCUCCUCCUCCUCCUCCUCCUCCUCUUCCUCCUCCCAGCAGCAGCAGCAGGUUGUCUCAUCCCUGUUUAACACUCAGACAGUGGUGGCGGUGGCAAGUCCAGCCCAACGUCAUCUGCGUCGACAAGCUCCCACUUCAUCCAGCAGUGGAGGAAGUCCAUCUGUGUUGAGCAAACAGGCCGAGGAGCAGGCGAUGGAGGAAGGAGAGAUGGAGGGCGACACCCUGGAUCCACAGACAGGGCUCUUCUAUAGGUCGUCUCAAGCCGCCGUCCAGCCUCAGCAUCAACAGAGACCCACUCUGGCAGCCCAUUACCCAAGCUCCAACAGGCCCCGACGUCUCCCCACACCCCCAGUUGCCCAAGCUCCAACAGGCCCGACGUCUCACAACAGGCCUAACCUCCACUCGCCACUGUCCCAUCCGCCACCCUUGCAGGCGCAUCAUCCUGUGGGAUCCUCUGACAAGCCCCUCUCCGGCCAGGUUCAGCAGCCCAUCAUCACCCAGGGAGCAACCGUGACCAAGAUUACCUUUGGCACAUGUCACAUGUCACCCCCAAGAACCAGCAGCAGUGGAGAAGCAACAAGCAAAGUGCUGCCGGAGACCAGCACAGGCGCGAGCCACCCUAAAGACAAGCCCUCGGUGUCCUCCGACAUCCUGAAGAUCUCCAUGAUGGAGGCUGAGAUCGACCCCAGCGCCGAGCCUAUGGUCGUGGACAGCUCCAGUGACAAGAAGCCCGCCGCCACCUCCCUCAUCAGCUCCUCCGCCUCCGCCUCUGUGCUGCACCACUCAAAACAACAGCUCGGGAAAUACAGCCACAUGCCAGCAGGCCUCGCCUCCCAAAAGAACAAGGAACUGGAUGUCAUUCAGGUCAUCCCACAGUACUCAAUCAUGCCAGACUCUAGCCAGUCCAAUGUUGUGGUGGAGCAGAGCGGCUUCCUGGAGAUCACCGACUACACCAGCCAGCGUCUGGACGACGAGAGCGUCAUGGAGCAGGAGCUGGACAGCAGCAACGAUGAGGCCGCAGCUGCAAGUCCAAUGGAAGGCUGUGCUGACCAAUCGCACUGAGCCUCAUAGGGGCGGGCUCCUCCUGUGCCGACCAAUCCCACUGAGCCUGUUAUGAAAGUUCUGAAAAAAAACAAAAUGAAGUGAACUUUGGUAGCAAAAUAGAUUUUUAUUAAAAUAUCAGCAAAAAUGAACGUCAUUUGGGAUAAUCCUGAAUAAAAAAAAAUCUUGUAUUUGUUUGUAUUGUUUCUGGCAGCGCUUGAGUGGUCCAACUGUUGGGUUGGUGUAUGAUCAGUUGUACCUGUGUAUUGGACUGAAGACCGUGUAGAUAUGAGUGGGCCAUAAUGCAUCAGUGUGACUCUUGUGACUUGAUGUGAUGUUCAAGUAGGAUAGAGGACAUUUGCUUGCACCUAAUCCUGAAAUGUCUAAGUUACUUGCAUUUCUGUACAUUUUACAAUUAUUUCUUUUUGUACUAAACUUUUUUCAUUUGAACAACUUUUAAAUAAUCUUGCUGUUUUUUUUAUAUAUUUGAGCAGAAACUGUGUAAAAAGUGAAUCACUGUAAGCAACACUGGACUUAAUGAAGUAUACUUAGAGAACUGUAACAUAAAAUCAUCUUCAGGCCUGGUGUUGCUUACAGUG